Arctia plantaginis is the source of this 411-nucleotide messenger RNA. The record is from the annotation of a GenBank genome assembly. Lineage: Eukaryota; Metazoa; Arthropoda; Insecta; Lepidoptera; Erebidae.
AUGGCUGUGGAAGCGCGUUCGGCUAGCGCCGGUCCGGAACCACGCCGGUCGCCGGCUGACGACCGUAGGGUCAGCGCCGAUAACGAACCUCGCACACUUGCUGCUAGGAAAGCUUACCCCGAGGAGCCGAUGUCUCCUAAACGUGAACCUGAAGACGACGAUGCUCCAUUGGACUUGACUGUUCGCAAAGAGAUUUCUGUAUGCGAUUUCGCAAGACAUUCGGCGUUUGCCGACCCCUCAGACUAUGUGAGGACACAACUGAUCCUGAGGCAGUCUCAGGAUUACCUGGCGUCCGGCCGAGACUCUGGGACUGAAUCCGACGACUCCGCCGGACGCCUCAGCCCUGGAGACGAUGCUGUCUCUGGGAAAGCCUACAAGAAGUCACUCAUGAAGAGAUACAGUAAGUUUUAG